AUGAGCCAGCAGAACCAGAGCAAGAACUGCUCCUUUAAUGAUGUGGAAGAGCUGAUGAAAACCGUGCAGUUGGUUGUUCACAUCCCUACCUUCCUCCUCGGUCUGGUCCUCAAUGUGCUCGCCAUCCGAGGCUUUAGCUCCUUCCUGAAGAAGAGGUGGCCUUGCUACACUGCCACCUGCAUCUACAUGAUCAACUUGGCGGUCUUUGACCUCCUGCUCGUGCUCUCCCUCCCGUUCAAGAUGGUCCUGUCCCAAAGGAAGGACCACUUCCUGCCCUUCUGUACGCUGGUGGAAUGCCUCUACUUCAUCAGCAUGUACGGGAGCAUCUUCACCAUCUGCUUCAUCAGCCUGGACAGAUUCUUGGCCAUCCGGUACCCAAUCCUGGUCAGCCACAUCCGGUCCCCCAGGAAGAUCUUCGGGAUCUGCUGUAUCAUCUGGGUGCUGGUGUGGGUCGGAAGCACUCCUGUCUAUAGCUUCCAUAGCAAAGGGGAAGACUACAGGUGCUUCCAUAACAUGUCUGAUAGCACCUGGAGCGCCAAGGUCCUCUUCCCUUUGGAGGUCUUCGGCUUCCUUCUUCCCAUGAGCAUCAUUGGUUUCUGCUCCUCCAGGAGUAUUCACAUUCUGGUUGCCCGUCGGGACCACACCCGGGACUGGGUCCAGCAGAAGGCCUGCAUCUGGACUAUUGCAGUCAGCCUGGCUGUCUUUGUGGUCUCCUUUCUCCCUGUCCACCUGAGUUUCUUCUUGCAGUUCCUGGUGAGGAAUGGCUUCAUCGUGGAGUGCAGAACCAAGCAGAAUAUUAUCUUGUUCCUGCAGUUGUCCAUGUAUUUCUCCAAUUUCAAUUGUUGCCUGGAUGUUUUCUGCUACUACUUUGUCAUCAAAGAAUUUCGCAUGGACAUCAUGGCCCACCAGCCUUCCAGAGCCCAGCUAGUCCACCAGGACACCAUGACCACCAUGGCUAUGGCUAAAAGUCAUGGAAAAAAGUCAUGCCUGGAGGAAGGAAACCUCAACCUGAAUUCCAUAGUGGAUAUCCCUUCCCAGGGCUCUGAUGUGGUGGGCUGA
Molecule: messenger RNA, 1059 nt
Organism: Rangifer tarandus platyrhynchus (Svalbard reindeer)
Lineage: Eukaryota; Metazoa; Chordata; Mammalia; Artiodactyla; Cervidae
Source: the annotation of a GenBank genome assembly